Messenger RNA from Fragaria vesca subsp. vesca, 950 nucleotides. RefSeq names its product cold-regulated 413 inner membrane protein 2, chloroplastic-like. Bases 46 to 789 code for a protein of 247 amino acids. NCBI's taxonomy places the organism in Eukaryota, Viridiplantae, Streptophyta, Magnoliopsida, Rosales, Rosaceae. Gene Ontology annotation, cellular component: membrane. The record is from RefSeq and is a predicted model, not a curated record. The transcript has 6 exons.
CUCUCACUCUCACUCUCACUCUCUUCUCUCUUCUUCUUCUCAACAAUGGCGAGCCUCUCACUCUCCUCCACGUCAUCACAUGCUUUCUCUCUCCACCGCAGCAAGGUCGUCUCCGCCGUAUCUCAGCCGCGGCUGGUCCAGCUUCAGGCCACCAAGAUCUCCGCCUCGCUCCGUUACAAUCCGCUCAGAGUUUCGAUCAGCAGAAACGUUUGGAUCAGUGGAAACGACGAGUUGAAGUUGAUGAAGAACAAGAAGAAGAGCAUCAGGAGGGGAAUGAGUGCAGUUUGCUACGCUGCGCCUAUCUCGGUCCAUAAUAUCCAGUGGAUCGCCACCAUUUCUCUUGCGACCUUGAUGUUUGCGAAAGGAACAGCUGUGCAGAAAUCGUUUCUGGUGCCCUUGUUUGCUCUACAAGCACCGGGUAGCUUCAUCACAUGGAUUAAGGGUGAAUAUGGACUCUGGGCCGCAUUUCUAGCGCUUCUUGUUCGGCUCUUCUUCUACUAUCCUGCUAUCCAUUCCAAUCAUUUGGUCUCGUUUGGUUCUUAUUCAGGGGAACUUGAAUUGCCGUUAAUAGCGUUACUUGUGGUGAUUGUUGCUCCUUACCAAGUUAUGAGCCUAAGGGGAAAACAAGAAGGUGCUAUUGUUUCCCUAGUCAUUGCAGGAUAUUUGGCUUUUCAGCAUUUCUCACGCACUGGAAGCUUGAACCAAUCAUUUGACCGAGGUUCAAUUGUUGCAACUUUAGCCAUCAUUUGUAUCACUGUUCUGUCAUGCUUGUUCCUGUUCUGGUUCUGAGUUUCGUGUAAAGUAAAUUAGAAGUACAGUAGUGAUCUUCUAAAGGUUGAAAGCCGGAGAACAGUCAUAAAUGCUGAACCUUUUAUGUUCAUUUUCUAAAUAUGUUUAUGAUGAAUAAAGUUCUGUGUUCAUAUUUUUCAAUAAAAGGAAAUAUUGUCAAC